Messenger RNA from Nothoprocta perdicaria, 2446 nucleotides. RefSeq names its product mitochondrial elongation factor 1 (gene MIEF1). The transcript has 5 exons. The record is from RefSeq and is a predicted model, not a curated record. The coding region runs from base 1 to 1668 and encodes 555 amino acids. Gene Ontology annotation, cellular component: mitochondrial outer membrane. Gene Ontology annotation, biological process: positive regulation of mitochondrial fission; mitochondrion organization. NCBI's taxonomy places the organism in Eukaryota, Metazoa, Chordata, Aves, Tinamiformes, Tinamidae.
AUGGCCGCCUGGUCGCGGGAGGCCGUGCUGAGCCUCUACCGGGCGCUGCUGCGGCGGGGCCGCGCGCUGCGCUACACCGACCGCGACUUCUACGUGGCCGCCGUGCGCCGCGAGUUCCGCAGGCAGCAGGCGCUGGAGCGGCCCGAGGACAAGGAGAGGCAGCUGGCCAAGGGCCGGGCCUUCCUGCGCAGCGAGCUCGGCGGCCUGCAGGCCGCGGGCUGGGGUGGCCCCGCGCGGGGCCCCGGCGGGCGCGCCGGCGUGGGCCUUGGCGCCGCGCUGACCGCCGCGCCGCGCAAGGGCAAGAAGGACGACAAUGGCAUCGGCACGGCCAUCGACUUCGUGCUGUCCAACGCGCGGCUCGUGCUGGGCGUGGGCGGCGCCGCCGUGCUGGGCAUCGCCACGCUGGCCGUCAAACGGAUGUACGACCGGGCCAUCAGCGCUCCCAGCAGCCCCACCCGCCUGAGCCAGGCCGGAAAGAGGAGCUGGGAAGAGCCCAGCUGGCUGGGAUCCUCCUCGCGCUUGCUGAGCCAGGACAUGAAAACGAACCUGAGCCGCUCCCUGCAGACCCUCCCCACCGAAGCGUCGGCCGCAGACCCGGACUUUUUCCGACCCACGAAGCCCAAGCCAUCUGCCAAAAGGAGUCAAAUGGAACUGAAAAAAUCCCGCCUCCGCUUGUCCCUGCAAGAAAAGCUCUUUGCUUAUUAUAGGAAGCAGGUAGCGAUCCCGGCGGAGGAGCAGGCGCGGGCCAAGCAGGCAGCCGUGGAUAUCUGUGCCGAGCUGCGCAGCUUCCUGCGCGCCAAGCUGCCGGACAUGCCCCUGCGCGACAUGUACCUCAGCGGCAGCCUCUACGACGACCUGCAGGUAGUGACAGCCGACCACAUCCAGCUCAUUGUGCCUCUGAUGCUGGAGCAGAACCUGUGGUCCUGCAUCCCUGGGGAGGACACUAUCAUGAACAUCCCGGGCUUCUACUUGGUGCGUCGGGAAAACCCCGAGUACUUUCCCCGUGGGAGCAGCUACUGGGACCGCUGUGUGGUGGGCGGCUACCUUUCCCCCAAAGCCGUAGCAGACACCUUUGAGAAAGUCGUCGCUGGCUCCAUCAACUGGCCGGCGAUCGGGACUCUCUUGGAUUAUGUGAUCCGUCCAGCAGCUCCCCCGGGAGAUUUGACACUGGAAGUCCAGUAUGAUCCGGAACGGCAUCUUUUUAUUGACUUCCUACCCUCCCUGACGCUGGGUGACAUCAUCCUCGUGGCCAAACCCCAUCGGCUGGCCCGGAACGACAAUCUGUGGCGCCUGAGCCUGCGGCCGGCGGAGACCGCUCGCCUGCGGGCCCUGGACCAGGGCGAUUCCGGCUGCCGGUGCGUGUGCCUGAAGAUCUUCAAAGCGGUGUGCAAGUCGAACCCCGCGCUGGGCCACCUCACUGCCAGCCAGCUCACCAAUGUCAUUCUGCACCUCUCCGAAGAGGAGUCCAACUGGUCCCAGGACGUGCUGGCCGACCGCUUCUUGCAGGCGCUGAAGGGCCUGAUCCGCUACUUGGAGGCGGGCGUCCUCCCUAGCGCUCUGAACCCCAAGGUGAACUUGUUUUCGGAGCUCACCCCAGAAGAAGUGGACGAGCUGGGCUACACCCUCUAUAGCUCUCUCUCAGAGCCAGAGGUCUUGCUGCAGACGUAACAAGGCCUUCCCGGGGGAAUGUCUGGGUGUUUAGCCAAGGUGGACUUUGGUUCCUGCGAAAUAUGUCUCCUCCACUUCUCUCUGUCUCCUUUUGGCUCAUUAUUAUUUCCUGCUGUGGAGCUGCUGCUCCCACUGCAUUUCUUGGUGCUACUGGUCCAUUUCCACCAUUUCUGUCGCAGCAGGUACCUGUUAGCUGGGGAAGAGAGGGUAAAGCUGCAGCUCUAAGAUCUUUAGAUAAAUUCUGCUGAUGUUUAAGCGUCUACCAGGAAAAACACUAUGCACUUCUUUCUCCUGUSAUAAACUCACUGCAGUGAAUUGAAUCAGUUUGGGUCUGGAGAAGGUGGAACUGGGCCGGUGAAUCCAGUGAUGAUUUUAGCAGACUUGUGCUGAGGUCCUUUGAUUUCUUCCUGCCUGAUGUUACCCUCGUGUUUCUUUGUCUCCCCUAUUCCACCCUGCUUCUCUUUCCCCUUUUCGUCCCUCUAACCCAGAGGUGCAGCCUGAAUGAGAUAUUUUGGACAGGGCUGUUUGUCGUAUUUCCAAGUGAACUCUGAAUAAUGAUUUUAUUGAGAGUUUUUGUGCUUGGAAGAGGAGAAUGUGUGUGCCCAAGGCUCCCGUUCCUACAAAACCUCAUAAGCUGGGUUGAGAAGUAAUGUCUGGCCUGCUGCAACACGGCCACCAGUAUGAGCAAUUCUCCCUGAAGCUGUUGCAGGGAGUCUUGGAAGAAACUUCUGAGGCCUGGUUCUGCGAUGAGGUUGAAGGAGCAGUGCUUGCCAUUCCU